AUGUCAAAGCUCAGAGCUCUACUGUCAUUCUGGAUCGAAAAGCAUAAAUUAGCAUCAAUCCAAAAUGCCCAACGCAAGGAACAAGCCCAAGAAGAAGAAGAGGAGGAAGAAAGAGAAGAAGGACUCGGUCCGGUCCUGGACUGGUCAAGCUCCAUAGACCAACAGAAGAUCCUUCUCCGAGAAAUCGCCAAACAAGAAGCCAGUCUCCGGAAGAAAUUCAAAAAGCUCUCCAAGAGCCAAUCCUAUGCCAAGAUGAAUGAGCUUUUGGAAUGCAAGCGUGAACUUAAGGCACAGGAACAGGAACGUCGACGACUCCAGGGUAUUAUAGUGUCGUUGGAAACGCCCCGAGUGAUUGUGUAG
This is a messenger RNA of Penicillium nucicola, 360 nucleotides long. RefSeq lists its product as uncharacterized. Lineage: Eukaryota; Fungi; Ascomycota; Eurotiomycetes; Eurotiales; Aspergillaceae. The transcript has a single exon. The coding region runs from base 1 to 360 and encodes 119 amino acids. The record is from RefSeq and is a predicted model, not a curated record.